ACAGGAGCCUGUGACCACAGACAGACGGACAGACAGACAAACCGACAAGAAGCUUGUUCGCCAGUCACCUGAGAGACGCACACCGAAGAAAAACAUUUUAAAGAUGCCUGAGAACAGCGAGCUCAUUCACUCCUACAAAGGUGUCCCCUUCCCCACCAGAGUGUCCAUCAACCAGCGCAAUUCCCUGGAUGCCUUCGAGGCCAGAGAGGACGACCUGCUGCUGGUCUCCUACCCCAAAUCAGGCACUCACUGGCUGGUGGAGAUCCUGAAGAACUUGUACCACUGCACCUCCGGUCAGGUGACCAUCACCCCUCCCCUGGAGUUCCAGGACCCCUCCAAAAUCUGCGAGCUGCGGAACCUUCCGGGCCCCAGGGUCAUCCCCACGCACCUGCCCCAGAACAUGGUGCCCCGGCAGGUCCGGAGCAAGGACUGCAAGGUGAUCUACGUGAUCAGGAAUCCUAAGGACACUGCCGUGUCCAUGUUUCACUACUACCAGCAGAACCCCCACCUCCCCACCGUGCACAAGUGGAGCACCUUUCUGGACCUGUUCCUCAAAGGAGAAGUGGUGUACGGCUCCUGGAUUGAUCAUCUCCUCAGCUGGGAGAGGGCAGAAACCAAUGAGAAUACACUCUUUGUGUACUACGAGUCACUGAAAAAGGAUCUGCCCAAGUACGUGCAAGAGAUCAGCUCCUUCCUGGGGCUGAGCGUGACCGAGGAGCAGGCGCGGGAGGUGGCCAAGAGGUCCUCCUUCCGGGAGAUGAAGGAGCGUGUGGAGAGGGAGAAGCAGAGGGAGAGGCCCGACCCCACCAACACCGUGUGUGCCCUGACAUCCGACAGGAAGCUCAUCUUCAGGAAAGGAGCCGUGGGGGACUGGAAGAACCACUUCACUGCGGAGCAGAACGCCACGUUUGAAGCACUACUGCAGGAUAAAAUCAACUCCAGCGAGCUGGCCAGCUGUGUGGAGUAUGAAUGCUAGCGCGUCGUGAAAUGACAGCAAAAAUAUGCUAUAUAAACUAACACCUCACAUAUAGUGUGUCGGCUUAGAUGUGAACACUUCAAGCUGUAAACACUGGGUUUCAUCAUCCAUCCAUCCAUCCAUUAUCUGAACCCGCUUAUCUUGAUCAGGGUCGCAGGGGGGCUGGAGCCUAUCCCAGCAUACAUUGGGCGAAAGGCAGGAAUACUCCCUGGACAGGUCGCCAGUCUAUCGCAGGGCACACACACCAUUCACUCACACAGUCAUACCUACGGGCAAUUUAGACUCUCCAAUCAGCCUAACGUGCAUGUCUUUGGACUGUGGGAGGAAACCGGAGUACCCGGAGGAAACCCACGCAGACACGGGGAGAACAUGCAAACUCCUCACAGAGAGGCCCUGGCCGACGGGGAUUCGAACCCAGGACCUCCUUGCUGUGAGGCGGCAGUGCUACCCACUGCACCAUCCGUGCCGCCUGGGUUUCAUCAAUCAGUGUAUAUUUAAGUGUGCAUGUAUACUUAACAGGUGUGUGCGCAAAGAUAUUUUGUUUCCUGAAAUGAUCUGCAGCGUUGUUUUUUUUUCAUCAUUAGAUGAAAUAUUGGCUCUGGAGCCGAGUGAAAAUGGCACUAGUGUAGUUCGCAUAUUGAACACGAGGUGGCAACAUUUGCACAUAGAGCACGUCUCUCUAAAUCCGACAAACUACCGCCACAAGCCUUGCUUCCUUCAAACAGCGCCAUCGCUGUUGCUAUGUCCAUAUUCCAUUUCUUAUUCCAUUACUGUACGCAAUUUACGUGAUUAUUUAUUUAUUAUUGUUUUUCCUUUGUUUUGCGUUCGAGUCUUUCAUUUCAAUAGCAAUAUUCAAUUGUGUUUUUAUCAGUACUGUAUUGUGCAUGCGAGUGAUUUAGUUAUGGGGUAGUCGGCUACAAUGUGCCUGCACCAUACGAUGACUGAAUAAAAAUGAUCUUAUAUUUUCA
Messenger RNA from Conger conger (European conger), 1944 nucleotides. Its product is annotated as sulfotransferase 6B1-like. Bases 104 to 976 code for a protein of 290 amino acids. The record is from RefSeq and is a predicted model, not a curated record. The transcript has 6 exons. Gene Ontology annotation, cellular component: cytoplasm. Gene Ontology annotation, biological process: sulfation. Gene Ontology annotation, molecular function: sulfotransferase activity. Lineage: Eukaryota; Metazoa; Chordata; Actinopteri; Anguilliformes; Congridae.